Anopheles coluzzii is the source of this 1108-nucleotide messenger RNA. Its product is annotated as loricrin-like. The coding region runs from base 120 to 947 and encodes 275 amino acids. The record is from RefSeq and is a predicted model, not a curated record. NCBI's taxonomy places the organism in Eukaryota, Metazoa, Arthropoda, Insecta, Diptera, Culicidae. The transcript has 2 exons.
UACUUGGAUAGUUCAUCCGAGUAACAGCAGCAGCAGCAGCAUCCAACCGGUUGCCUUUAGUACAGUAGUGUACUUUAUAGUGUUGCGUGUGAGAGAGUGUUCAAUCCCCGUAUCCGAGGAUGUUGAAGAAAACGAUCGUUCUGAGCUGCCUGGUUGCGGUGGUUCUCUGCGCCGCUGACCUGGAAACGGCCGAAACUUCUUGGGGAGGCGGUGGUGGUGGCUGGAGCAGCGGCGGAGGUGGUGGCGGUUGGAGCAGCGGCGGCGGCGGCGGUUAUGGCGGUGGCAAGAAGGUGAUCAUCAUCUCGUCCGGCGGCGGUGGACACGGAGGCAGCGGAGGCUGGAGCAGCGGUGGACGCAGCCUCGGCGGUGGUGGCGGAUGGUCUAGCGGUGGCAGCGGACUUGGCAAGGGUUGGUCCAGCGGCGGUGGAUCGUACGGAGGCGGUGGCUCUUACGGAGGCGGUGGCUACUCGAAGGGUUGGCCCGUCAGCAAGGGCUGGUCCAGCGGAGGCUCCUCGUUCGGUGGCGGAUACGGUGGUGGCAGCAGCUUUGGCGGUGGCCACUCGGGAGGUGGCUGGAGCUCGGGCGGCAGCAGCCUCGGUGGAUGGCCGUCGGGUGGUGGCGUGAGCAAGGGAUGGCCGUCGUCGGGCGGUGGAUACGGUGGUAGCCAGGGAUGGUCCUCGGGCGGUAGCGGUGGAUACGGCGGCGGUAGCCAUGGAGGAUGGUCGUCCGGUGGCAGUGGACUCGGCGGUGGAUACGGAGGCGGCGGUGGUGGCUGGAGCUCGGGCCGCAGCCUGGGCGGUUCGGGCGGCUGGUCGUCGGGUGGACUGUCGAGCAAGGGUUGGCCGUCGAGCGGUGGUAGCAAGGGCUGGCCGUCGGGCGGUUAUGGCGGUGGUAGCAGCGGCUGGUCCAGCGGCGGCAGCGGCUGGAGCGGUUCCAGCGGCUGGUAAGCCGAGCGAGACAGCGCAGGAGAAGAAGAGAAAGAGAAUGUCUCCACACUAACGGAAGCACCCCAACUGCCCCAUAACACGUCACACUGUUACAUCACAGUUCUUUGUUGAUACGAUGGAAAUAAACAGCAACCGAAAUUCGCUUUUGUACAUAAACCGAA